AUGGCAACCCAACUAGUGCCGCUUCCCGAGGUAGAGCGCCUCAGCGCCUCAGUCAUCCGGAUCUUGGGCGCAAACCCAGGCAAAUUCACACUCCAAGGCACAAAUACAUACUUAAUUGGGCGCGGGCAUCAGAGAAUCCUCAUCGACACCGGCGAAGGACAGCCGGCAUGGGCCCAAAACCUGAAAACCGUCCUGACGGCCGAGAAAGCCACCGUGCACCAGGCCCUCAUCACCCACUGGCACGGUGACCAUGUCAACGGUCUACCAGAUCUACUCCAGAUCUGUCCCCAGGCCCAUGUCUACAAGCACCAGCCGGGAUCAAACCAAAAUGACAUCCAAGAAAGCCAGACCUUCUCUGUCGAAGGCGCCACGCUGACGGCACUACAUACGCCAGGUCACACAGUUGACCAUAUGGCCUUCAUUUUGGAAGAAGAAAAUGCCAUGUUUACAGGUGACAAUGUCCUGGGCCAUGGCACGGCCGUCUUCGAAGACUUGAAGACCUACCUCAGCAGUUUGCACCGAAUGCGCGACCGAGCCUCCGGUCGCGGGUACCCGGGCCAUGGAGCCGUGAUUGAGAAUGCCGGGGCGCGCAUCACGGAAUACAUCAAGCACCGACAGCAGCGGGAAGACGAGGUGCUGCACGUCCUCAAAUACGGGUCGCUAGAUGGGACAGUGGUGAAUAUUAAGACGUGGACGCCCCUGGAGUUGGUCAAACAGAUUUACAAGAAUGUUCCGGAGUCAUUGCAUUUGCCGGCUUCGCAUGGAGUAGCACUGGUGUUGGCGAAGUUGGAGGAUGAGGGGAGAGUUGUGGCGGACGGGGAUGGAUGGAGAUUGAGUGAGAAGUCAACAUUGUGA
Messenger RNA from Penicillium olsonii, 855 nucleotides. The record is from the annotation of a GenBank genome assembly. NCBI's taxonomy places the organism in Eukaryota, Fungi, Ascomycota, Eurotiomycetes, Eurotiales, Aspergillaceae.